AGGAAGCAAACAUGGCGAAGGCCGCUGAUAAAAGUGUAGGCAGCGGGAAGAAAGGCCUGAAACGAAAAGCCAUUAAUGAAGAGCCCCAGGAGGCUGCAGUCGCUAAGAAAAAGCUUAAAAAGGAAAGAGAGGCUCUUGGUGAUAAGGCUCCACCAAAACCUACACCCAAGACCAUUGACAACCAGCGAGUGCCUGAUGAAACCAUAGUAGACCCUAAUGAUGAAGAGGUUGCAUAUGAUGAAGCUACAGAUGAAUUUUCAUCUUACUUCAAUAGACAGACUUCUCCCAAGAUUCUCAUUACAACAUCUGAUAGACCUGAUGGGAGAACUGUGCGACUCUGUGAACAGCUCUCUACAGUUAUACCAAAUGCACAUGUUUAUUAUAGAAGAGGACUUGCUCUGAAAAAAAUUAUUCCACAAUGUAUUUCCAGAGAUUUUACAGAUUUAAUGGUUAUUAAUGAAGAUCGUAAAGUACCAAAUGGGUUAAUUUUGAGUCACUUGCCAAAUGGCCCAACUGCACAUUUUAAAAUGAGCAGUGUUCGUCUACGUAAGGAAAUUAAGAGAAGAGGCAAAGACCCCACAGAACAUAUACCUGAAAUAAUUCUAAAUAAUUUUACAACGCGGCUGGGUCAUUCUGUUGAACGUAUGUUUGCAUCGCUCUUUCCCCAUAAUCCUCAGUUUGUUGGAAGGCAGGUUGCCACAUUCCACAAUCAACGAGAUUAUAUCUUCUUCCGGUUUCACAGAUACAUAUUCAAGAGUGAAAAGAAAGUGGGAAUUCAGGAACUUGGACCACGUUUUACCUUAAAAUUAAGAUCUCUUCAGAAAGGAACCUUUGAUUCUAAAUAUGGAGAAUAUGAAUGAGUCCAUAAGCCCCGAGAAAUGGAUACAAGUAGAAGAAAAUUCCAUUUAUAAAAUACUGAGGGAGCAGUAUUGGAUUUUGCUGAACACCUAUCUUGAAUUGGUGACAGAAGACCAUUUUCAAAAGAGCAUUUCCUAAUUUUUUAAACCUUCUUUCAUGUCUGGACAAAUUACCAAGAGCCUGCCACAAAUUCCGUUUUUGUUUAUGAUACAGCAAAUACAAAUAAAAGUCAUUUUGGU
Talpa occidentalis (Iberian mole) is the source of this 1097-nucleotide messenger RNA. RefSeq names its product ribosome production factor 1-like. Gene Ontology annotation, cellular component: nucleolus; preribosome, large subunit precursor. NCBI's taxonomy places the organism in Eukaryota, Metazoa, Chordata, Mammalia, Eulipotyphla, Talpidae. The coding region runs from base 12 to 860 and encodes 282 amino acids. Gene Ontology annotation, biological process: maturation of LSU-rRNA; maturation of 5.8S rRNA. The transcript has a single exon. The record is from RefSeq and is a predicted model, not a curated record. Gene Ontology annotation, molecular function: rRNA primary transcript binding.